AUGAAAUAUAGAGGAAAUAAACUAGGACGUAUUGAUAUUCAACUUAUUUUACAAGUCGAGACCGAAAUUAAAUACUGGAAAGAAGUUCUAACCAGAAUAGUAGCUGUGGUGAAAUCAUUAAGUUGUAGAGGACUAUCAUUUAGAGGUCAUAAUGAUAAAUUUGGAUCAACUCAUAGUGGCAAUUUCAUCAUGUGUUUGGAACUAAUAGCAGAGUUUGAUCCUUUUCUAGCUAAUCAUAUUUCAAAAUUUGGAAAUAAGGGUAAAGGAAGUACUUCUUAUCUAUCUUUUUCUGUGUAUGAAAAGUUUAUAGAAAUGAUGGGUGAGAAAGUUAAAAACACUAUUAUUAAUGAAAUAAAAAACGCCAAGUAUUUUUCAAUUGUGGUUGAUUCAACCCCUGAUAUUUCACACACGGACCAACUUGCAUGCAUAUUUAGAUAUGUGAAAACUAAUGGUGAACCUGUAGAGAGAUUCUUACAAUUUAUUGCUAACUCUGGACACAAAUCUGAAGAUUUGGCAGAUGCAAUAUUUAUGGUGAUUGGUGAAAAUGAACUAGAUAUUAAGAAUUGUCGAGGGCAGUCAUAUGACAAUGCAUCAAACAUGUCAGGUGUGUAUUCUGGACUUCAAGAUAGAAUAAAAGGGGCAUGUCCUUAUGCUAUUUUUGUCCCAUGUGCAGCACAUUCAUUAAACUUAGUAGCAGAGUACGCUGCUAAUUGCUGUACAGUUGGUACUGAAUUUUUCAAUUUUCUUCAAGCUUUAUACACAUUUUUUUCUGCAUCUACAUAUCGUUGGAAAAUAUUGAGUGACUACCUGACUAAUUCCAAGAAUAAAACAUUAAAAAGAUUGUCUGGUACUAGAUGGGUAGCUAGACACGAAGCUUGUUCAAGUCUUUCUCAAAACUGGACAGAACUUCUUAAAGCAUUGAACAGUUUUGUUGAAAAUCCAAUGGAAAAUUGUAAGACAAAAUGUGAAUCAACUGGAUUAAUAAAAAAAACGAAUAGCUUGGAAAUGUGUAUUCUCGUGUCAUUUUGGAAUGAUAUUUUAGAGAGGUUUAACAGUACAAGCAAAAAAUUACAGACUAUUGAAAUUGAUCUGACAAUUGUUAUAAACCUAUACACAUCUUUAAUUCAUUAUAUAACAGAUUUAAGAAAUACUUUUUCACACUUUGAAAAACUAGCUAUGGAAAAAUCUGAAAUUAAAGAUUAUAAAGUUGUCAGGAAGAAGAAAAGAAAAGUACCAUACGAUGAAUCAUGA
Macrosiphum euphorbiae (potato aphid) is the source of this 1251-nucleotide messenger RNA. The record is from the annotation of a GenBank genome assembly. NCBI's taxonomy places the organism in Eukaryota, Metazoa, Arthropoda, Insecta, Hemiptera, Aphididae.